Messenger RNA from Adineta steineri, 630 nucleotides. The record is from the annotation of a GenBank genome assembly. Lineage: Eukaryota; Metazoa; Rotifera; Eurotatoria; Adinetida; Adinetidae.
AUGCCAAAAUCACACAAGAAAAAUCGUUCUACUUCUAAUGCAUCAGUUGUUCCACUUUUGGACAACAUUUUUGCACAAAUACAAUCAUCGACUAAUCCAACAAUUAAUACUGAAACGAAUAGAGAUAAUUCUGAAGUAUCAUCAUUUGAUUGGCAAUGUGAUACGAGUGAUUGGUCUGAUAAGAAACCAUUAGAUAAUGUAUCUGAUACAUUUCCUCAAACAGUUCGAUCUAUACAACGAAAACAUGAUGAAUCGAAAACGAUAUUUUUUCCAAUUAUAAAAAAAAUGAAUAAUGAAAAUAAAACUGAAAAUCAAUCCGAUGUUAAAGAAGAAAAUACUGAUCGAACAAAAACAAUAUCAAUGAAUACAAUCAAUCUAACAGAAUUAACUUUAAUUGUAAAUGAUCUUAUUGAAGGUAAACGUGAUGAAUCGGCUUAUAAAGAUUUUUUAUCAAUAUUACAACAUUUCUCCGUCCAUUCACAUCGAGAUGAUCAUUUAGAAGAAACUGUUUAUCAUUUAAUUCAAGCAGCCGUUAGUUUUAUACGAUCCAAUCAACAACGAUUUGAUCCAUUGAAACUUGAAGAAUGUUACCGUCAACGAUAUUUUCUUAAAACUAAUUCUAAUCAAUGA